Myxozyma melibiosi is the source of this 1103-nucleotide messenger RNA. Its product is annotated as putative nucleolar ribosomal biogenesis factor RPF1p. The record is from RefSeq and is a predicted model, not a curated record. Lineage: Eukaryota; Fungi; Ascomycota; Lipomycetes; Lipomycetales; Lipomycetaceae. Gene Ontology annotation, cellular component: nucleolus; preribosome, large subunit precursor. Gene Ontology annotation, molecular function: rRNA primary transcript binding. Gene Ontology annotation, biological process: maturation of 5.8S rRNA; maturation of LSU-rRNA. The transcript has a single exon. The coding region runs from base 59 to 991 and encodes 310 amino acids.
CAAAAACAAGUCCUGACCAGACUUGAUCUAUCUCUGAAGCCGGGAUACAGAAGCCAGAAUGCCGUCUCGCAAGACAAAAGGCUACAAGAAGCGCAAGACGUCGUCGGUGUCGAUUCCGAAAGACGCGCUGAAGAGUGUGAAGAACAAAAUCAAGCGGGAGAAUCUAUUAGCGAAAGUGCGCGAUGAGCACAACAUCUCGAAACACAAAGCGCGCAAGGAGCGCUUGAAGAUGGAGGCGUCUGAUCCCGAACUCAAGGCGGAGCGGUUAGCGAGUAAUAUCCCGUCGACGAUUGAGGCGAUGCGGGUGUACGACGAGACGGUGAACGUGGCGGCCGAAGGAGAAGACGAGUUUGAGGAAUACUUUCGCGACAAGAAGCCGCCAAAGGUGCUGAUCACGACGUCGAAGAAUGCCCGCGGCGAGGCGUACGAGCUUUCGGAUCAGCUCAUCGACAUUAUCCCGGGCUCGGAGUUUGUCAAGCGGGGGCACAAGUUCUCGAUGAAGGAGAUUGCAAAGUUCUGCAACAACCGCGAGUUUACCGAUCUGGUGGUCAUCAGCGAAGACAAGAAAGAAGUCAACGGACUCACGUUCGUGCACCUUCCCAACGGCCCAACGAUGUUCUUCUCGCUCACAUCACUGCGCAUGCCGAAGCAGAUCUCAGGCCACGGACGCGCGACCGAGCACUCACCCGAGCUUAUCCUCAACAACUUCUCUACCCGGCUCGGUUCGACAGUCGGCAGACUUUUCCAAUCCCUGUUCCCGCAGACACCAGAGUUUGUCGGCCGCCAGGUCGUGACAUUACACAACCAGCGAGAUUUUAUAUUCUUCCGAAGACAUCGGUAUGUCUUCAAGGAGACCGAGCGGGUGGGCUUGCAGGAGCUGGGACCGCAGUUUACGUUGAAGCUGCGACGUGUGCAGAGAGGUAUCGCCGAGGAGAUGGAGUGGGAGCAUCGGCCAGAUAUGGACAAGGAGAAGCACAAGUUUUACUUGUAAAUUUGUUUUCAUGUUUGGAUCUCUUGUCAUCUCUUGUUUGUCCGGGUCUUUCACAAAAUUCAUUCUGGAGUUUCUUUUCGGUUUUAUGUUUAUACACUGUUUCGUGCUUGGA